AUGGAUGACGAGGAGGUUGCGAUUUUUGCGUAUACUGCUUUGAAAAUUAUUCGCGAAAAAAAACGAUUGCAAAGAAAAUGGUGGGUUCACCCAAUUAAUAGUGAAAGAUUAUUGCAUGGUGAUUUUUACACUCUUUAUAGUAGAUUACGAGCUGAUAAUGUAAGUUUUUUUAAUUAUUUUCGUAUGUCUUUAACGUCAUUUGAUGAAAUUUUUGCCAAAAUUAAACAUAAAAUCAUACGUCAAGAUACGAAUAUGAGAUCUGCGAUACCACCCGAAGAAAUGCUAGCUGUUACACUGAGAUAUUUGGGAAGUACAAACAAUCUUUAUGAUUUACAUUAUGCGUAUAGAAUUGGCCGAUCUACUUUAAGUAACAUAGUACGAAUAGUUUGCCAACAAAUUUGGGAUGUUAUGUCAAGUGAAUGUAUGCCUACACCGAAUGAAGAAGAUUGGAAAAAAAUAGCCGAAGGUUUUCAACAUCGAGCAAAUUUUCCACACUGCCUGGGAGCAGUUGAUGGAAAGCAUAUUCGGAUAACCAAGCCUCCAGGAAGUGCUUCGUUGUACUUUAAUUAUAAACAUUUUUAUUCCAUUGUUUUACUCGCAGUAGCCGAUUCAAAUUACCGUUUUACUUAUAUUCAUGUUGGUUCAUUUGGAAAAGACUCAGAUUCUCCCAUUUUUAAGAAUUCUAGUCUAUGGGAUAAAUUACAAAAUAAUUCAUUAAAUAUUCCAAGCCCAAACUUCAUACCCGGUAUUAAUAUUCUUAUUCCUUACGCAUUUGUAGGUGACGAGGCAUUUGGUUUAUCAACAAACGUACUUAGGCCUUAUGCGGGAAAAUAUUUACAAGAUAUUAAAAGAACUUUUAACUAUAGAUUGUCUCGGGCAAGGCGUUACGUAGAAUGUUCAUUCGGAAUAUUAUCAAAUAAGUGGAGAAUAUUCCAUCGACCAAUUGAUGUUAAUGUGGAGUUUGCAAUUGAUAUUGUAAUAGCAACCAUUACAGAUAAUGGCAGUAAUAUGGUAAAGGCAUUUAAAGUAUUUGGAGUAAAGAUGUCAUAUUUUGGAGAGAUGACACAUAACCACGACACUAAUGAAUAUGACAGUGAUUCUAGUGAUAUAAGUGUUCAAAGUAGAGAAGAUAACGACUCUUUUGAAAAUGAAAAUGAAAAAAUUUUUUCUAGACACAUCCGAUGCUGUGCUCAUACGUUGAGCUUAUGUGCUACCAGUGAUAUAAUGAAAACGAUAAAAAAGUCACCACAUCUCCAAGAAAUACACAAUCAAGUCAUGAAUAAGUGUAAUGUGUUAUGGAAUGCUGCAGGUCGACCAAAAUCAGCAGAAGUAAUAUUUAUUUAUUAA
Molecule: messenger RNA, 1347 nt
Organism: Melanaphis sacchari
Lineage: Eukaryota; Metazoa; Arthropoda; Insecta; Hemiptera; Aphididae
Product: protein ALP1-like
Exons: 3
Coding region: 1-1347 (448 amino acids)
Source: RefSeq, a predicted model, not a curated record